AUGCCGCCUAUAUGUAAUAAGGCGCCGCUUGCAGUCGCUCACAAGGUCCCGAAGGGACGUAUUCUUCCGCUGUUUUCUCCAGACGUACAUCUGGGCAAGUCACUAAUUACGUUGACACCUGGGCGCAUUAAGGCGGAAUCGCUGGAAAAAUUGCGCUUUGCGCUUAAGCGGAUUCUGAGCAAACAGAAGGAACGUAGCGUAAAUGUGCACGCCACUUAUGCUGUAACGAGGAAUCCUGACGGCGUAAAAAUGGGUCAAGGAAAAGGCCGAAUUCACCAUUAUGUUGCGAGAGUGCCUGCUGGUUCUUCGAUAUUACACCUUCCACAACUCAGAGCAUUAGGCGGAAUCCGCGCGCCAUUAUUUGGGGGUUUUUCACGAGCGGUUGGAAAUUUACCAACAGCGUGUGGUUUUCGUUCUCAACAAAACAAUUUUGAGAUAGAUAAUUUGUCUAUCAAAACAGCAAUAAGGCUAAGGAACGAUGUUUGUGCUAAGCGCAAGUUGCUCAAGUUGCGUUUCGAAAGUACCCAUUAA
Babesia bigemina is the source of this 531-nucleotide messenger RNA. RefSeq names its product ribosomal protein L16, putative. The transcript has a single exon. Lineage: Eukaryota; Apicomplexa; Aconoidasida; Piroplasmida; Babesiidae. Gene Ontology annotation, biological process: mitochondrial translation. The record is from RefSeq and is a predicted model, not a curated record. The coding region runs from base 1 to 531 and encodes 176 amino acids. Gene Ontology annotation, cellular component: mitochondrial large ribosomal subunit; ribosome. Gene Ontology annotation, molecular function: rRNA binding; structural constituent of ribosome.